CAAUCCAAAAUUAAAAGGCGAAAUGGGGAAGGGCAAACACUUAGGCUUUUUCUACUUCUCUGCGAUGCUUUCUACGAUCCCUUUCAAAAUUUUCCCGUUCGAUUCACCGGAACUUGAAGAAAUCUUCAACAUUAGAUUACAGUAAUUGAAUCUUGUUUGAUGUUCCGAUAACGGUUCUGAUGACAGCGACAGCUUUUGUCUGUCUGCCUCUCUCUCAGGUACGUGCGUGCGGCAUUUGCCACUCUUUGGCCUCCAAUCACCUUGGUCUUAGCUGAACCAAAUCUCAUUCCUUGCCAUCCCUGGUGCUUCCACCGUCGUCGUUUUCAGCCAUGUCGAGAUUUUUUGGCUAUGGAAAUGCUAGGAGGGUUGCGCAAUUCCUUCAUUCGAACUUGAAGAGUAGCUUCCAGGUAGCAAAUAAUAUUGUGGUGCGUACAAAAGUUGAGUUCCCUUACUUCCUGUAUAGGUUAUGUUCACAGUAUAAACAUUCAUUAAGAGAAGAUACUCCUUUUCCAUUUUACAAAGUAAAGGAAAGAUUAUCAAAGAGUUAUCCACCUCGGAGCUUCCAUACCCUUUCUUCUAGCUAUGUGGUUUCAGAAAAUGCACAAGUUACUUGGAAGAGGCUUUUUCAAGUAUUGUACUAUGAUGGUCCAGCUUUGACACCAAUAACUAGAAUUGCCCGUGCAGUGAGUCUGGCUUUAAGUAGGUCGAACCUGGUAGUUCCUGGUUUUAUGGCGUUCAUGAUCAGAGAGCUAGCCCGGACCCAACAGAAAUGGGCAGAAGCAGGAGACUUUUCUGCAAAGGAUACACUUUAUAUGCAAGCACAAGAUGGACAUAUUUAUUUAGCAUCUUUUAUAUUAUUCUUUUUGGAGUUUAUAAUUUUGUUAUUAAGAGCAACCUAUUUAGCGAUUUUGUUUUUACCCAGCAUAGCAAUGGCUCCCUUUGUGGAUUCUCUGGGUGUUGAAUUCAGAAAAAUGUGGCUUCAUGUUGUCCACCAUACGCUGGAAAAAGCAGGCCCAGCAUUUAUAAAAUGGGGUCAAUGGGCUGCGGCUAGGCCAGAUUUGUUUCCCAGAGAUCUUUGUGAUGUACUUGCUCAGCUUCACACAAAAGCUCCAUCACAUAGUUUCUCUUUCACAAAGAAAUCUAUUGAAAAAGCAUUUGGUCGAAAGUUAACUGAAAUCUUUGCAAAUUUUGAAGAGGAACCUUUGGCAUCUGGAAGUAUUGCUCAAGUUCAUAGAGCAACUUUGAAAUAUAGGUACCCUGGUCAACAAACCAAGCCCAUUGUAGUUGCUGUAAAGGUUCGGCAUCCAGGGGUUAGUGAAGCAAUUAGAAGAGACUUUAUGAUAAUUAAUUUUGUAGCUAAAAUUUCAAAGUUCAUCCCUACAUUGAAAUGGUUGAGAUUGGAUGAAAGUCUACAACAAUUUGCAGUUUACAUGAUGUCCCAAGUUGAUCUUGCUAGAGAAGCUGCAAACCUAAGCCGUUUUAUCUACAAUUUCCGCAGAUGGAAGGAUGUCUCAUUUCCAAAGCCGCUAUACCCCUUAGUGCACCCUGCUGUUCUGGUAGAAACUUUUGAACAUGGAGAAAGUGUUUUGCGCUAUGUUGAUGAGCUUGAAGGACAUGAGCAGAUUAAAAGUGCCCUUGCUCACAUUGGGACGCAUGCACUUUUAAAAAUGCUUUUGGUAGAUAAUUUUGUUCAUGCAGACAUGCAUCCUGGAAAUAUUCUUGUCCGUGUAAAAGAUAGGCGAUCACAUAAACACCUGUUUAGUUCAAGGCCUCAUGUUAUCUUACUUGAUGUGGGCAUGACAGCUGAACUUUCUAGGACAGAUCGAAUGAAUUUACUGGAGUUUUUUAAGGCUGUUGUUCUUCGAGAUGGUCGCAGUGCUGCUGAGUCCACACUUAGAUUAUCUAAACAGCAACAUUGUCCUAAUCCAAAGGCUUUCAUAGAGGAUGUUGAACAAUCUUUCAUUAUUUGGGAUUCCCCAGAUGGUGAAUUUGUCCAUCCAGGCAAGUGCAUACAGCAACUGCUUGAGCAUGUUAGACGUCAUAAAGUCAACAUUGAUGGAAAUGUUUGUACAGUAAUUAUUACCACCUUGGUUCUUGAGGGAUGGCAGCGGAAGCUUGAUCCUCAAUUGGACGUGAUGCGCUCGUUGCAGACAGUGCUAUUUAAAGUUGACUGGGCUGAGUCUCUACUUUACACCAUUGAAGGACUUGUGGCACCUUAAAGAGUCUGUCCAUCUCCUUUAUUUUACUGAAAGUUUUGAUAGCAAUACUAGAAAAGGGAUACAUUGACAUCUUACAAUCAUGAGGAAUAACUGUUCCUCCUUCAUGCUUGAUUUUAAACUUACUUGAUUUUCACCUACUAUUAUUUCAGUUUAGAUUUUGCUAACGAAUACUCUGAAUUUAUAGGGAAAUUGUUUCAGUUUUAGUGGCUGACCCUAUCAUUUUUCUUGUUAAUCUGCUAAUAUAAAGUACCUCAAAUGAGAAAUAAAUGAGAAAUAAAAGGUUGAUGCUAUUUUUUUUUUUUCC
Molecule: messenger RNA, 2523 nt
Organism: Durio zibethinus
Lineage: Eukaryota; Viridiplantae; Streptophyta; Magnoliopsida; Malvales; Malvaceae
Biological process (GO): protein phosphorylation
Molecular function (GO): ATP binding; protein kinase activity
Source: RefSeq, a predicted model, not a curated record